AUGUUGUUGUUAUUCUUCUUCAUCUUCUUUCAUUUUUUACUUAACCAAAUCGAUUCAUGUCCAUUAACUGAUGCCUAUUUAUCUCGUUGUCAUUGUGGAAUUUUAACAAAUGGUGAAUCUUAUAUAAAAUGUGAUGAAAAAUCUCUUAAUGAAAUACCAAAAUUUAAACGUUCAUUUCCCUAUGAUGAACUUAUAUUAUCAAAUAAUAAUAUUAAACUUUUAACAUCAUCAUCAUUUGAUAAUAUCAAAACAAUAAAACGUAUAAAUUUAUAUGGCAAUUUUUUAUCCUAUAUCGAUGAAGAUCUAUUACGUUUACUGGGAAAUUAUCUUGAAGAAUUAAUAUUAACAGGUGAUAAUGAAAUAAAUUCCUUAGAAUUUUUAACACGUUAUCCAUUAAAAAAAUUACGUAUACUAAAAUUAAAUCAAUUCAACUUACAAAACAUCAAUCUCGAAAAAAUUUUUUCUAAUAUGACUAAACUUGAACAAAUAUCAUUACAAACAUGUCAAAUACAACAAAUUCCACAAUUAAAUCAAGUACAAAUAUUAAAUUUAGAAAAUAAUUUCCUCACAAAUUCAUUAUUUCUUUCAACAAUCUAUUCCUCUUUAAAUCUUGCUAAUAAUCAAAUAACAUCAAUUAUUCUACAAAACAAUCCAAAUUUAAUUUCAUUAAAUCUUUCGAAAAAUUUUCUUCAAGAAUUUUAUUCAUUAACAAUAUCAAAUAAAAAUCUACAAACCUUAGAUUUAAGUUUCAACCAAUUAUCAUCGAUUGAUUUAACAAUAUUAAAUGAUAAUUUAACCUAUCUUAAUCUUAGUUCAAAUCAAAUACAACAACUGAAAUUUCUAUCCUAUCCGAAAUCUUUAUUAUCAUUAGAUUUAAAUUCAAAUCAAUUGAAAACUCUAGAAAAUAAUUCUUUAUAUGAACAAUUAAAUUAUUUAAAUCUCGAUUCGAAUCCACUUGAAUGUAAUUGUCAUUUAAAAUGGUUAACUAAUCUUACAAGAAAACCAUUAUGGCCAUGUACAUCAUCAAAUUUUCAGUGUCAAUCGAUGUUAAUUCCACGUAUAAUUACAUUUAAUAUAACAUAUAUAAAAACUUCGAUAGAUAAUGGUCUUUUAAUUGAAUGGACAUUGAUUGAUAAUUAUCAUACAUUAUUUUAUGUCGAAUUAAGUAUUGAUCAUAUGUUAGAGAAACUUUCAAUAAAUCAAACACGUGUAUAUAUAACAAAUAAUAUACAAUUUAAUCAAUAUUAUUAUAUAUGUUUAAUAUUAAUACAUAAAUAUUCGCGUGAUAAAUAUUGUCGAGAUAUACAAACGAUUCAUCCAAUAAUUAUGAAUAAUAUUAAAUUUAAUGAUAAUGAAAUAAUAUUUAAGAAGACUCAAACUGAUAAUCAUAUUUAUUUAUUAUUAAUUGGUAUUUGUAUUGGUGGUUUAUUAACAUUUAUAUUAUUAUUAACGUGUUGUUAUUUAUUUUAUCAAAUACGAAUAUAUAGAAAUUCUAAUUCACAACCUGUUUAUGAAAAAUGCUCACAACAUUUACAUUAUCCGAUUUAUCAUUGUCCACAUCAUCAAAUAAUUUAUAAUUCAGAAAAUUUAUCGAAUUCAACUGAUAGUACACAUAUGGACAAUGCAACAUUAUCAACAACAAAAAAUAAUUCGAAACAUAUUUAUCAAACAAUUGAUAAUCAAGACUAUCAUUCAUUAAGAAAACAACAUUACCAAGUAUUUGAAUUAUGGAAUGAAUCUUUAAAACAUAAGAGAUAG
Adineta steineri is the source of this 1758-nucleotide messenger RNA. The record is from the annotation of a GenBank genome assembly. NCBI's taxonomy places the organism in Eukaryota, Metazoa, Rotifera, Eurotatoria, Adinetida, Adinetidae.